AAAAAAGGGCAAGUAUCCCAUGAAGGGGAUUUUAUUAGGACCGCGGAGGAGAAUUUCACUUCCUAUUACCAACCAUUGACACCUUGGGUCAACAGGCUACGGAAAGUAGUGUUUCCGAAUGGCGGGAGGUGGGAAAGAGAGGACAAAGGAUUAUACGCUCGGAUGAAGGAGAUCCUUCGGGAGGCCCGACGAGAUCCAAAGGUGUUGGCGGAGAGAUAG
This is a messenger RNA of Ilyonectria robusta, 219 nucleotides long. RefSeq lists its product as uncharacterized. The transcript has a single exon. NCBI's taxonomy places the organism in Eukaryota, Fungi, Ascomycota, Sordariomycetes, Hypocreales, Nectriaceae. The annotation marks the transcript as partial. The record is from RefSeq and is a predicted model, not a curated record.